GUGGCCGCCCCCGGCUCCGCGCCGCGCUCUCCACGCGCGGGCUGCCUCGGGGCCGACUCUGCCCUCCUGGGGCUCCCUGCGUGGCGGUGUGCGAUCGGGAAAUCGGCUGCAACCGAGACCCCGCCGGGAGAGCUUGCCAGCCCGCUGGCCACCCGAGACCCUUUCAUGGGUGCAUCAGAUACUGUGAGAUUCCAGCAUGACUGUGUAUGACGAAAGGCAAGCAGACAGAGGGAAAGGAGCCAGAAUCACAGAAUUUAGAGAUUGGAGGAGCCUCAGUCCCUGAGCUCAGGUCUGAGCUACCGAAACCAUGGCAACCAGCGCUGUCCCCAGCGAUAACCUCCCCACCUACAAGCUGGUGGUGGUGGGGGAUGGGGGUGUGGGAAAGAGUGCUCUCACCAUCCAGUUUUUCCAGAAGAUCUUUGUGCCUGACUACGACCCCACCAUUGAAGACUCCUACCUGAAACAUACAGAGAUUGACAAUCAGUGGGCCAUCUUGGACGUGCUGGACACGGCUGGGCAGGAGGAGUUCAGUGCCAUGCGGGAGCAGUACAUGCGUACGGGGGACGGCUUCCUCAUCGUCUACUCCGUCACUGACAAAGCCAGCUUUGAGCAUGUGGACCGCUUCCACCAGCUCAUCCUGCGUGUCAAGGACAGGGAAUCAUUCCCAAUGGUCCUCGUGGCCAACAAGGUUGAUCUGAUGCACCUGAGGAAGAUCACGAGGGAGCAAGGAAAAGAAAUGGCGACCAAACACAAUAUUCCUUACAUAGAAACCAGUGCCAAGGACCCGCCUCUCAACGUGGACAAGGCCUUCCACGACCUCGUUAGAGUCAUCAGGCAACAGAUUCCAGAAAAAAGCCAAAAGAAGAAGAAGAAAACCAAAUGGCGAGGAGACCGUGCCACUGGCACCCACAAACUCCAGUGUGCGAUACUGUGACAGCCGAGGCCCCAGCACAGCGAUCACGACCAGCCCUUGGAACUCUCCACUGCCUAACUACACUGAAAACCAUUUCUAACCACGACCCUUGGCCAGAGGACUUGGCACAGGAAAGGGGAGAGGGAGGGAGAGCAGGGAGCAGACAGGGUCUGGCUUUGUGGGAGGGCACUGGCUUUUCCGUAUCUCCUAAGAGAGACAAGGAAGCCACCUGUACACAGAAGCAGCAUCAGGCUCCUCAAGUGUUGAUUCACUCCAGUUCCCCCUCUUGGUGGCUGUGUUGUUUCUUCUAACUACAUAGUGUUGGUUUGAUGUGGAAGUGCUAACCCACGUUCAGAGCACCAAACAAGCCAUGAGCAAGCUUCCUCCCCGUGACCCAUUCUACAGUGUCUGGGUUCAGAUGUCUUUUGUAGACUUUUAAAUUAUUUUAGUGAUGAUUAUUUUAUUAAAGGGCUCUGUGCCUACUGCCUGGUGAAGUCCCAGCUCUUCGGCAGACCUCUCUGAUGACAUGUCUGAAAUCGUGCUGUUGUCUUUUUGACUGAGUUUUUCCAGCAGUGCCAAACUCAACCCAAUACUAGAAGUAGAGAGACUGAGAGAACAGAAGUUAGUGGGGACUGUAGGUGGAGGCUUUGGGCCGUGGGUCAGAUGUGGGAGAGAAACAGGCCCUACUCGCGCCUAGAAACCAGAGAGAAGUGCAAGGCGUUGCUAUGGUUAAAGAUGCAGAUAUUGGAAAACAGAAUUUUAAUUUGCUGAAGUGAAAGGCUGGCAUGAGUAUGUCAGUUCUAAAAGAGGCUUUCAUUACCUUCAAGUGUACAAGCUAAAGUAAGUAGAUGGGCUUUGCAAAACGUCCACUUAUUUCUCAGUGUUCAGUUCUGUCUUCCCAGCUGUGUAAGUUCCUAGUGUCUCAGAUCUGUCCUUUCCUGCUUCACCCCUUCACCGGUGCUGCCUGGUGCCCCUCUGAUUAAACACGGGACUCAUCAGAGGAAGCUAAGGUGGACACUAUCCAGAAAGCUUAGUUCAUGCUGAAUCGUACCCCAAAGGAUUCCAUCCUGUUAUCACUAAAAUACCACCAGGACUAAAGCCAUUUCUCUGAGUCAGCUGACCUCCACCUCUAUGGCCCAGGAAACGAGCAAAGCCUUCCAGUGUUGCAGACUUAGUUGCCUUUUGGCACACACUUUUCUCACUCACUCUCCUGGAUCUUUUGGUUUUUUUUCUUUUUUUUUUCUUCCGGUACUGGGGAUUGAACUCACGACCACCUGCUUGCAAGGCAGGUGCUUAUGCCGCUGAGCUAAAUCCCCAGCCCCAAGGUAAGAUCCUGACAAUAGCAGAGGAAAAAGCAAAGGUGGGCUGGUGAUGUUGCUCCCAUACCCCUGUUUCUGCAAGGGACAGUCCCCUGCAGCUGCCUGACAAUGCACCUCCCUCUCUGGUGCUACCGGUGGAAACAAAGACAAUUUUUCCAGCCAGGGUGGGAGCUUGGGGACAGCAGGAGGGUGCACUUGAGAGUCGUAGACAAGGUUGCACGGCUAGGGACCUUGCUUUCCAGAUGUGUAUCUGUAAAUGAACAUUCCCAGCAGGUGGCCUGGAUCCUGCCUGGAGAAAGAAACUGAUGCAGAGAAACCCAUGGAAAGUGAGGCUCUGGCAGGAUUCCAGGACACGCGGAUCCUUCUCCAGUUCAGAGAGUUCUGGGCACCUCACCCUGCAGCAUCACCAGUUGGAGGGCCCCACCGAGGAGCUCCAGAAGGAAACUUCGGACUUCUCUUAGUCAAACUUACUAUUUGUCAAAAUAGCCCUUUUUUCUGUUCCUAAAAGGAAGGAAAAAAGAGAGCAUUUCAGAUGAGGCACUUCAGAUGUUUCCCAGUAUCCUGUAAUAAAUAUUAAUGGGUAUUUUAAACACUAGAAGGAUGAGGCUUUUCCCAAUCGUUAGGCUCUUCUGAGCCAUGCCCAGAGCAGGCACUCAUGCAGUUCAGUGGCAGCAGAAGACUGGAAAUGAAGGAGGAGGCCAGGCAGGAAAUUGUGAGGACUAGGUUUGCUUUGCCCUGCAAAGAAGGCAGCGGCCACUGCCAGAAGGCAAGCAGGCACCGCCCGCCAGCGGCACACCUCUGUCCACUGUGGACACACACGUCUCCUGCCCACGCCAGCAGCACUGCGUGGGGGAAGCCUUGCUGGAAGCAGAUCAGCUGACCUAGAAUGAAGCCCUGAGCCAUAAAGGUAACCAGAAAAGGGUUCCCCCACUCCUGGCCUCCCGCACCCCCUGCCAGAAAAUCUGGCCCCAUCUACCAGGCCAUCUUUCCUGAAUUCAGCCCACCACUUAACUCCACAGUGCCUGACGGAGAGACUGUGUAAGCGUGGGUCUUCUGCAGCCUCUGACUGGGGCUGAUGGUAAACUUUCAUCCUCUGUGACUUCCCGUUCCUCAUAGAUAAAAUGGGUAGAUAAUACCUCAUUUUUAGAAAUGGAUUCAUGUCACAGAGGAAGCAUCCAGACAGGUUGGAGUAGUGUACCCGAUGUCCAUCACCUGGCAGGGUCAGUCUGGGAAACCUGGUUGGCCACGCUACUCCCUGACUGGAGAGUCCACUGAGACUUGUGGCUGUGUUGUCAUCCACAUUCCCUUCCCAUCCCCUGAGCGCACUGUUCCUGAAAUCCCCUCGCCCCACGCCAUUUGCCAUUGUGAGCACCCAGAUCCACUCCCACUGUUCUCACACCCUCCGUAAAGGGCUCCUUUUCUCUUCAGAGGUAAUCCUAGCCAUCCUGAGCUCCACAACUGGGGCUGUCGCCACCACCCAUGCCCUGUGCCACACAGAGGACACCUGGACAUUUUCUCUGAGGACUUUGCCCACCACCUCAUGGUGCCUGCUGUGGAGAGUAUGUGGCCUGGUGUGGCCUGUCUCAUUUAGCCAGGAGAUGUGGCCCACUCACACCUGGGACCCCUUCCUCCAGAGCCCCCUGAGAGGUGUUAUGGUAAACACAGAGCCACAGGUAUGCCUUCCCCGUUGGCACGCAUUGGGUUGGAAAUUCCAUGUGAGGUUUACUUAGAAUGAAAGAUACUUGAAUUAUCGAGCGCCUUUGAGCGCCCAGCUUUUCUGUUACAGUGUUAACAGGUGGCCGUUGUGAAAUGAGAGUGAUGCCUGAACAUCUCAAUAAUGCUUGAGCCUUUUAUGUAACUUUUUAUUAAGUCUUUGUGUAUCAUGACCCAUUAAUAAAGAAAUAGAGAAACACCA
Molecule: messenger RNA, 4147 nt
Organism: Cavia porcellus (domestic guinea pig)
Lineage: Eukaryota; Metazoa; Chordata; Mammalia; Rodentia; Caviidae
Gene: Mras
Product: muscle RAS oncogene homolog
Exons: 7
Coding region: 308-934 (208 amino acids)
Biological process (GO): Ras protein signal transduction
Cellular component (GO): plasma membrane
Molecular function (GO): GTP binding; GDP binding; GTPase activity
Source: RefSeq, a predicted model, not a curated record